Molecule: messenger RNA, 3630 nt
Organism: Metschnikowia bicuspidata var. bicuspidata NRRL YB-4993
Lineage: Eukaryota; Fungi; Ascomycota; Pichiomycetes; Serinales; Metschnikowiaceae
Product: putative ubiquitin-specific protease
Exons: 3
Coding region: 1-3630 (1209 amino acids)
Biological process (GO): protein deubiquitination
Molecular function (GO): cysteine-type deubiquitinase activity
Source: RefSeq, a predicted model, not a curated record
AUGCUUAAAGUCGCUCCGCAAGAUGGAGAUGCGUCCUAUUUGGUGCCCUCACUGUACUUGGAAAAAGUGCUCGAAACCGAGGACGCUUCUUCUCUCUCUCACCUCGCUCAUGUGCUAGGAAAAUUAGACUGCUCAUCCAUAGUUGAUGAGCACGGCGCAUUGCCCGACGGAGACAGCGAGACAGAUGCUUUCACUCAAAUAUCGCCCGAGCUUUUCCACCAAGUUGUGGCUAUUUUCGGCCUCCAUGGGGAUCCCGUGAUCCGGAACACCGUGGUACAAGAUGAUGGGACUGCAGUCUUGGAAAGAAACCCGCCGUUUUUCGUGGUGCAUUCACUCAACGAAUCAUCGCAUCAGCCUAGGUAUCAAGGCACAUUGGAUGGCUCCAACCACCAAUAUCAGUGCUCAUUCUCAUUAUCGCAGUGCAAAACAUUUUACCACUUGGUGGACGCCAUAAAAACGUGCAUGUUCAAAGCAAAGGACAUCGAGAUCAGGGUGUGGUUUGUAAACUCCGAGAACGCGGAGCAAUUGCCACCAGCCAUUCCUGUUUCCAUGUUUAUCACUGAUGUUGACGACAAAAAAAUCAUUGGUCCUAUGAUUAUGGAACAAACCUUGAGAACCCAGGGUGUCACAUCUUCCAGAUAUCAUCUUGUCGCUGAACGUGUUAAUAAAUCGACGCGCAGAUACCCAGUAGAUCUGGCUAUUGCCAAUUACGACCCUUCCUGUCUUUACCCCUCCAUCAUUCUUAAGUCUGGUGGCAACUUGGGCUUGAGCAAUCUUGGUAACACGUGCUACAUGAACUCGGCCUUGCAAUGCCUUGUGCACCUCCCAGAAGUCAACUUUUAUUUCUUCUUUGACUUGUACAAGCAAGAGUUAAAUACCACCAAUCCCUUGGGAAAUAAGGGAGAAGUGGCAUCGACAUUCUCCAACUUGUUGCACAAACUUUUCGACGUACAAAGCUCCAACAAUUCCCAUGUCACACCCAGAGAGUUCAAGUAUACUAUCGGCAGACAUUCCUCUAUGUUUCAUGGUUAUCAGCAGCAAGAUUCACAAGAAUUCCUAAGUUGGCUUUUGGAUGCUCUCCACGAGGACCUCAAUCGCAUCUACGACAAGCCUUAUCUUGAAAAGCCUGAGCUCAAAGAUGAGGAUGUCGGCGACUCUGCAGCCAUUAUGGAACUUGCAAAUACUUGUUGGGCUCAACACAAGCAAAGAAAUGACUCAGUUAUUGUUGAUUUGUUUACCGGGCUAUAUCAGUCCACACUUGUUUGUCCAGAUUGCUCGAAGCAAUCUAUCACUUUCGAUCCUUUCAACGAUUUGACUCUCCCUUUACCCGUGAACAAGAAGUGGUAUCAUGUCUUCACAAUUGUUGAUCUUUCAAACGCACUGCAGAAUGCUGCUAUUCGGGAGCUAGAAGUUGAGCUCACGAAAUCCUCAAAUUUUCAAGAUUUGGUGACUUACCUCAGUGAUUUUCUACAGGUUCCAGUUCAGCAGUUGUUCUUGUUUGAAGUAUUUCGUAACUACUUCUACAAAAACUUUCAAGAUGAAAGCGCCACAGACACAUUUUUGCCGGUCAGUGAACUAAUCAGCGAAGACGACAUCAUCAUCGUUUACAUUAUUCCGCAUGAUCCAUCUAAAGAUAUAAUAGUUCCACUUGUAAAUGUUGUUGGUGAUGAGGAUAAGUCUUAUAGCAUCUGCGAACCUUUUGGUAUACCGUUGUUUGUUGUUAUUGAUCAAAAUUCCGAUGCAACCAGUUUUGGCACCAUAAGAAGAAAGGUUGAGCAGGCGGUCAAGAUUCUUUCCAAUUCGGAUAUUGAAACCAGAUUCGAAGAUAUGAAAGGUGAUACCAAAAAAGAGUUUUAUUCGGCCGAAGACUUCCCCCUCUUGACAAACCUGACGUCGUACGAUGACGAGUCAAUGGUGGAUGUCAAUGCAGGUGUUCAAAACUCAGAUUCGAAUGGAUAUGACUCUGAUGUAUCUCUAGCUAACCCCAACAUCAGUGCAUCACUUGGGUUCGAAAUGAAGAUCUUCGAAGAGAAGCCACAGGCCAAAUCUCUGUGGAGAAUUCCGAGAGGAAGACCCCAAUUUGCGAAUUUACCAUCAUUGGCCGAAAACCUCAAUGAAAUGAAACGAAAGUACUAUCAUUACCCAGAAUACGUGGAACAAACAAGAUCUAAAGAAAAAACCCAUGGCCCCGUAAAAAUACAGUCACGUGAUGACGAUGCUUCCAUUCUGAUCAUGCCCGAAUCUCCUCUUUCUUCAGAAACGGAAAGACACAGUUUUGUCUUAGUAGAUGGUGAAACAGGAGUUUCUACGGGCUCGAGUAUAUUGAAUGACGAAGAUAUUGAAAGUGAUACGAACUAUGAUCAGGUGAAUUCUCUUUUUGCAUCUGUCGAUAACUUCGGGGGUCCGCCCAAGCCCUCAAAUGACAACGAUUCAGUUGCAAUUGAUACACCAGGUUCCAUCGAUCAGCUUGUGACCAGUGACAACAUCAAUCGGCCUACAUUGAUUACACAGAAUAGUAUGCUCGUAAUUGAGUGGGAUUCUCUGAUUUACGGGCAAUUCUUUCAUGAGCCAAAGCACCAAGCUUGGAAACAGCCACCCCCAAUACCAAACCCAAAACUCGAAGAGAGUAAGCGUCUAUUAAACAAACAGCAAAGCACAAAAAUCUCCCUUUAUGAUUGUUUUAAAAACUUCAGUACACCUGAAGUUCUCGGUGAACAAGAUUUAUGGUACUGUCCUCGCUGUAAGGAUCAUAAGCGUGCCACAAAAACCAUUCAGCUCUGGUCCACUGGUGACUUGUUAACUAUUCAUUUAAAAAGGUUCCAAAGUGCUCGACACUUCAGCGAUAAAAUUGACAUGGUAGUUGACUUCCCCAUAGAAGGUUUGGAUAUGAGUGAGUUUGUAAGUUCAAACUCACUGAAACAGGAACCCUUAAUAUAUGAUUUGGUGGCCGUUGAUGAGCACUACGGGGGCUUGGGUGGGGGUCAUUACACGGCUUCUGCAAAAAACUUCAGGGAUGGAAAGUGGUAUAAAUUCAACGAUAGCAGGGUUACCGCCAUUGAAGAUCCACAGGAUUGCGUAACGGGUGCAGCCUAUUUGCUCUUUUACAAAAAAAGAACAUCAUCAUCAUUUGCAGGUGGCGAUGGAAUUGAAAACCUUUUGAAAACUGGGAAAAAUGAUUUUGAAGCUAGAAUUGAUAGGCUCAGAAAUCACCUGAAACAAAUCAUCGAUGAAAUCGAGUCCUUCAACCAACAAGGGCAAAUAGCCCGACAAAUCGACAAAUUAAACGACGAAGGAGAUAUAUCUGCAAGUGAUUGGAGCAAGAAAGAAGAUGGCGACGACAAAAUUGACGAUGGAGUGUCAGAGGAUGAGGAAGAGGAGGAUUUGUAUGCCGAUAGUGGUCUAAACCGAAUACCAACUGUCUCGAACAUAGGGUGUCUGAAUUCCCACAAGAAAUCGAGAUCACCAGUGGCUGAACAACUGAUGAAAUUUGAAUUUGAGAAUCAGCGCAAACAACGACUUAUCUCCAAGGGCUCUGACCUGCCGCGCUCUGUGAACAUCAAUAUGGGAUACUCGUCGUCCAUAUCCAACUUGGCAUCACCCGAUGUCUCUACCGAUGACGACAGCAUAUAG